This is a messenger RNA of Microdochium trichocladiopsis, 2412 nucleotides long. RefSeq lists its product as uncharacterized. The record is from RefSeq and is a predicted model, not a curated record. The transcript has a single exon. Bases 174 to 2285 code for a protein of 703 amino acids. NCBI's taxonomy places the organism in Eukaryota, Fungi, Ascomycota, Sordariomycetes, Xylariales, Microdochiaceae.
CCACGUCCAAGACAUAUACACACAACACGCGCAUCUCUGGCUGGACCCCGACUCAAGAAGACCUGCGAGUUUCUGGCCCUCGGCUUCAACUUUACCACAGCCUCUCCCAGCCGCGCCUGUGCUCCUUCAGAGAUUGAGUCCCCUCUGGCCGUCAGCCAUGCAAUCAAUCCAAGAUGGCGUUCGUCGACCAUGGCCUCCGUGACCAUGUCGACAUCACCCGGUUCAGGAGCCGAUUAGCUUCUUUAGACUCGGCAUCUGACGCGGAAUCCGAUCACCAUAGGCACCACAGGCACCCCGACGACCAUCGCACUGGCAUCCUUCCAAUGCUUCCUGCUGCUGGUGCCAAUUUUGACGAGGCUGGCGAGAUCUUCCCCCGCACAGUCGCGUCCUCAAUGGCAUCUCUGAGGUCACUCUACGGCCCUGCCACACGUCACACACGACAUUUCUCGCCACUCUCGCGUAGACGUCAGUCGUUUCCCGAGCCUCCCAAUCUCCGGACGCGGCCCAGCAGCAACACGAAGAUGACUCGGCAGAUGCACUCAAGGGCACGACUGGACUUCGAGUCAGGCCAAGCUCGCCAGCCAUCGUCUUUUGUCCGUGUCACCAACCAUAGCCGUUCUCGUCUUGUAACGCCUGCAGACUCGAGCUUGGGUAGUGAAAUGGACAGUCGUACAUCCGGCGCCACGUACGAAGACCAAAGCUUGAGCGAUAGGACAGAUUCUUAUGAUGGUGAGCGCGAACCCAGGAGUGUCGUCCAUUCGGCCCAGGACGAUCCUGUGUUAAAGCAGUUGUACAAAUCUGCUGCCAAGCUGCGAUACAGAAGAACCAAUCUGUCAGAGCUGAUCGAAAGUCUGCGGACUGCUCGAUACAAUGCCGAUGCGCGGCGUAGGGAGCGCAACAAGGCUGAGUUGGCUUUUUUGGAAGCGGCCAGAGCGCAGAUGACGGACAGCCCGCAUCUUAUUGAGCUUCUAGACGAUAUGCACAGAGCUUGCAACGAGCAGGAAGAAGUGGAUCAACGCUUUCGUGAAAUGAUUGAUUAUCUUCACGAGGCUGAACUCGCACUGGACAAGCAGGAGCGCGUCUUCUUCAGCACCGCAGCGAGAUCCAAUACUGCCUACGCCGAAUCUGCAUCGGACGAAGGGACGGCGGAAUCCAGCUCGGUGGACGGUGUAAUCAUUACCAGGCCGCACGCCGACCUGCCGUAUGAAUUACUUGGCAUAACCGGUCUCCGCCCACCAAACAUACACCCUGUCCUGAGCAAGCUACAGGCUUUGAUUCGACAGCUCAAGUUAAUAGAUGAGCUUCUCAUCAAUUUGAGAGGCAGGAAGCAGUCGCUCGACAAGCUCCGCGAUGACCUAACCAGUCUUAAUGUCUCCGGGCUCCGGCGGGCGGCACACGACGCUGCUCAGGCCAACCAGCUUGACACAAAGGCCGUACACGCACUAGAUACGAAAUUCUCGCACGCCAUCAACCGUGAUGACGCAGACUUUCUUCGAUCAUAUCCAUCUGAUCUCAAAGAGGCCAUCAGGGAGCGAGAUCAGACCUUGCAAAGGGUUGCUUAUUUCGAAAGCGAGUGUCGGCGUCUGGGGCUAAUAUCUUCCGUUGACCACUUGCCUCGAGCUUGGAGUGCUUUGUGGGAGGAGAGUCCAGAGGAAAUUCAGCUUGCGGAUGUGACACGAACGGCGCCACGAAGAUCCGUCUUCCCGCUCCUCCUUUCAAGCCCCGGCGCCCUGCUUGAGAGUGAGCCGAAGAUGCCGUAUCAAGCUCUGACGAGUGCAUUGGCGCUGCCGCACACCAAUCCUUCCCGCCAGAAAUUGAUCAACCAGAGUCUACGAGAAGUCAACAUUCACAAUCUUUUGAAAGGUGACGCGCAGCGAGAUCAAGAUGGACGCGUUAGGCUACUGAGCGAAGAUAACAUGCAGGCUCUGGCCACUGUUCAGAAGUCAUGGCACAAGGCGGAGUGGAUCAACCGAUGGCUGCUUCAUAAGCUGCACAUGUCCUCCAUGGAAGCCGAGACAUUCUACGCGACAUCACGAAUCUACACGGAGAUUGUAGACCGUGGACAGUGGCAAAGGGACGCUCUUCGUUUCUGGACCCGGGACCAGGCUGCGAACCCUGAAAAUGUGGCUACGGACCCAACGACAACUGGCAACAGUAUUAAACAGCCCCUCCCAAGUACUUCUGAUCUGUUUGUGGACAGGCGACGCUCCGACUCUGAUAUGCACCUGUACAAAGGGCAUGCACUAUUGAACCACCAUGAGCCUAUUCAACUUGAGAUACUGUAGUUUUGUACCGCAAAUUCUAAUUUGCAUCCAUGGCUCGCACAUCGUGUUCAUCAUGUGACUGCUGUGACCGAACUCAGCACGGCGAGAUAUACUGCAUCGGCACUGGCAGUGGCUCUGGUUGAGCACC